AUGAAGACCGCCCGGAAAGUCCCGGGGUGCGAUAAGCGCUACGGGCUGGCGGUUGUGUUUCUUCUGGUCUGCCUUACACCAACUGUAACAGGUGUAGUGGACGUCACCAUCGUCAGUAAGUACCAGUUCUUUGAUGCGUCCGAUCACACCCGGCUGUACUGUUACUACACGGGGAGUUACAGCAACCAGAACGGGUACCAGUUCGGUGUAGAGGUUGACACUGGCUCAGGAACAACAUUUACACCACAGAGAUCCACCAGCUUGGUGACAGGAGAAUGGUGGAGAACGAGGAUCUUGGAUACCGCUGGUGACUUCCGGGUCGGAGCAUUCUCCUGUCAAGUAAGCAACGGAAGUCAAACAGAGAAGGCCAUUACAUUCAAAAUGAAAUCACGGGCCGAUGUCUGGCCUGUGGCCUUCACAGUAACCGCCAGCCUAGGAGACCCCGUGACCCUACAGAUGGUACAGAAGUCCAGUAGAACCGGAACGCUACUGUGGAGGAAGGACGGGGUCAGGGGGACUGUCCUAACAGGGCAGAACGGACUUAACCUGACCAUUGCCAGCGUCCAGCCUUCAGAUGAGGGGAUCUAUGAGUGCUACUAUCAGGGGUAUACUGAUAGAAGACAGGGCAUCAUGAGGCUCAUUGUCAGAGGCUGUGCUAAGAACAAGUGGGGUCCUCCCUCCUGUACCGGUGACUGUCCAAUGUGCUACAACGGCGGUGUGUGUGACGACAACACGGGGGAAUGUGUCUGUCCUCCGGGGUUCCAUGGACAAAACUGCGAAAGCGCAUGUACGAAUAACAAGAUCGGUACAAGCUGCACGAGAGAGUGUGACGGUGGAGACUGUACCGGUCAGCUGCUGUGUGUGAUGGACCCGUACGGCUGUUCCUGCGCUCCUGGACUCAUGGGCAUAGAGUGUAAUACUGAGUGUCCAGAGGGCCUGUACGGAGCUGGCUGCACCCAAUCCUGUAACUGUGCAGCCGGACCAGCAGCCUGUAACAAGAGGACUGGAUUCUGUACUGGGGGAUGUCCGGUAUUAUGGACUGGGGACUCCUGUCAGAUCCGUACAGACAUCAUGGAGCCCCAAGACUGUGCUGACGUGUUUGCACUCGGGAUGCAAGACAGUCAUGUGUACACCAUCGGCCACCCACAACCAUUCCAAGCCUACUGUGACAUGGACACUGAUGGCGGCGGAUGGACGGUCAUACAGCGGCGACAGGACGGGUCUGUCCCGUUUGACAAGACUUGGACUGAGUACGAGCAGGGAUUCGGUAAUCCUAGUGGAGAAUACUGGCUGGGAUUGGGGAACAUCCACAGUCUGACUACACAGAAACAAAACGAACUGUACGUGUACUUGGAAGACUGGGAAACGAACAGCCGGUUUGCGCGGUACAGCACGUUUUCUGUAGGAGAUGCCGGCAGCAAGUACACGGCAACGAUCGACGGGUACAGCGGGGAUAAUGCUGGUGAUAGUUUGGAUCCAUCCAACACACGUCACAGCAUCAACAUCAGACAAUUCUCUACAACAGACCAAGAUAACGACGGUAUCAGUACCGACUGUGCGGGUACAUUUGGACAAGGAGGCUGGUGGUACACUCCAAGUUGUGGUUAUUCCAUGUUGAACGGACAGUAUCUGACAGGCUGCUCGGUACCUGCUCCGGGUUCCUGCCGCAGUGCAGAUGGAAUCAUCUGGUCUACUUGGUUGGGUUACAGAUAUUCCUUGAAGAAAACUGUCAUGAUGAUCAGGCCAGCUGAUUUUCCUGUGUCAUCAUUCAGACCUUGUGAGAAUGGGGGAAACCUGGCAUCUGGACCGGAGGAUUCAGGACUGUUCAUCUGUGCAUGUCCUGCAGGAUGGAAUGGCGAGUUUUGUGAUCAGGCCUGCUCGCCUGCCUGCUCGCCUGGUGAGUUCGGGCCUGGCUGUACCGGCACCUGUCGAUGUGCAAACGGAGAUUCCGUGUGUGACGACGUGACUGGAGUCUGCUCUAGUGGAGGGUGUGAGGUCGGAUGGAAGGAGGACAACUGUCAGACAGGUCGUCACAUCAAUUUUUGCACACUGUAA
Branchiostoma belcheri (Belcher's lancelet) is the source of this 2055-nucleotide messenger RNA. RefSeq names its product multiple epidermal growth factor-like domains protein 6. The record is from RefSeq and is a predicted model, not a curated record. Bases 1 to 2055 code for a protein of 684 amino acids. Lineage: Eukaryota; Metazoa; Chordata; Leptocardii; Amphioxiformes; Branchiostomatidae. The transcript has 10 exons.